Fusarium odoratissimum NRRL 54006 is the source of this 2333-nucleotide messenger RNA. RefSeq lists its product as uncharacterized. Gene Ontology annotation, cellular component: cytosol. Bases 161 to 1603 code for a protein of 480 amino acids. NCBI's taxonomy places the organism in Eukaryota, Fungi, Ascomycota, Sordariomycetes, Hypocreales, Nectriaceae. The transcript has 3 exons. The record is from RefSeq and is a predicted model, not a curated record. Gene Ontology annotation, molecular function: transaminase activity; pyridoxal phosphate binding.
GUUAUCAUGAACUUUCGUAUCAUUGGGUGCAUCUCCUCACUUUCCCUUCCUCUUUGGGAUGUAGCUAUCUCGAAGACGAUAGCUAAGUGCGGAGAGUGGCUUAUACAUAUCACCCGAUAUCGCCAACUCUGUGUUCUCAACUCAUUCACAUAACUUCUAUAUGUUUAUGUUCACAAUGAGGCUUCUUACCCGGCAAACAGCGUAUACGAUUGCAAGAACCACCCUUCGCAGCAAGAAACCACUAUCCAGCUUUAGCCGUGCUGGCGUUUCAACACUUCACGCUAAGAUCAACAGCCCGCCACCAAGAAUUGUCAAAAGUCAAGGAUGUUGGCUGGAAACAGAACAAGGUCAUCGGAUCUUGGAUGCAUCUUCAGGUGCAGCUGUCGUAUCGAUCGGACAUAAUGAGUCAAGAGUCAAAAACGCCAUUUCUGCUCAACUGGACCAGGUAGCAUAUUGCUACAACCCAUUCUUCACUACAGAAGCAGCAGAGAAGAUUUCUAGUUUCCUGACUGAGUCUACCAAUGGGGCUAUGUCCAAGGUUUUCAUAGUCAGCUCAGGUACUGAAGCUGUUGAAGCAGCUUUAAAAAUCGCCCGUCAGUAUUUUACAGAGCUACCAACACCACAGCCAUCCAGGACGAAGUUCAUUGCUCGCAAGCAAUCGUAUCAUGGUAACACGCUUGGAUCUUUGGCAGUAGGAGGCCACAAGGCUCGACGUGGCGUGUACGAACCUAUUCUUGCAACCAAUGUUUCUCAUGUCUCUCCAUGCUAUCCUUAUCGAGAGAUAAAAGCGGAUGAAACAGAACAGCAAUAUGCUCAACGACUAGCCAAAGAGCUAGAUGAUGAGUUUCAACGCCUCGGCCCAGACACUGUUUGUGCAUUUAUCGCUGAAACAGUAUCUGGAACCUCAUUAGGCUGUGCACCUCCGGUGCCUGGGUACUUCAAAGCUAUCAAAGAAGUAUGCGAUCGUCACGGUGCUCUUCUGAUUAUGGAUGAAGUCAUGUCUGGAAUGGGAAGAACAGGCACGCUCCAUGCUUGGGAACAAGAAGGUGUAGUGCCAGAUCUGCAGACUGUUGCUAAAGGUCUGGGGGCUGGUUACAUGCCUGUGGGAGCCUUGCUUGUCGGUAACAAAGUUGCAGACGCUCUUGCUAAUGGCUCAGGAGCUUUCUCUCACAGUCAAACUUACCAGGGUCAUCCUGUUGCGUGUGCAGCCGCGUAUGCUGUGCAGACUGUUAUGAAGGAAGAUAAUAUGCUGCAGAAUGUGCAAGAUACAGGCAAAGUACUGGGUGAGAAGCUCAAGGAGCGACUGGCAGGGCACAAGAAUGUGGGAGAUGUCCGUGGACGAGGACUCUACUGGGGCUUGGAAUUUGUUCGUAACAAAGAGACGAAGGAGCCUUUUGAUCUGAGCGAACAAAUCGCUGGAAAGCUGCACAAGGCUGGUCUGGGAGCUGAUCAUGGCAUUUCACUUAUUCCAAGUACCGGAUGCCUGGACGGUGUUCGAGGAGAUAUGGUGAUCGUCUCUCCUCCUUUCACAAUCACGAAGGAGGAGAUCGAUUUGCUAGUUGACAAGGUCGAGAAAGUUGUCACUUCUGUCCUAGGAGCAUAGAUCAUUGCAUUACAAGGCUGUUUACCGAAUAAUCACAUUAUAAAAGCCUGCGUCGGUCCACCAAGCAAACUCGUCCACCUUAUCGAAGACUGCGACGCCCAAAUCUCCUUAACCUGAUCAAUAGCCCUCAACAGAUUCCAACAUCCCGUCGUAUUAUGCAGCUUGACCAACUUAUCCAAAAAGAACUCCCUAUGAUCUGCUGUCGAGCUCUCAGCCGCCACGAUGAAAUACGGCCAAGCUAGGAGAUGUCUUCCCACGAUAUCGACGUAAGCGUCGACUUGGCCUAGUGAUUGUUUGAACCUUUCGAUCAUGGGGACUGUUUCUGAGGAUGGGGGGUUGAAGAUGGCGCGUUGGACGUAGAUGUCGCAGGCCCAUGUUGUUAGGGAGGCGAGUUGGGAGAGAAGGUCUUUCAGUUCAGGGUGGAAACGGUCGCACCAUGUUAUGAAUUCGAGACAGGCUUUUUGCUGGGCUUGGAUGAAGUGAACGCCAUUGGUUUCGUUGAAGAGAGAUUCUCCAAAGAGACAGACUCUGAGGAGAUGUUAGUGUUUGUUGGUCACUUGUCCUUGUGAUUAUCCAUACCUUAGUAUCUGCAUCUGUAGAAACCUCCUGAGGUCAGAGGUUCCUUCGCCCGCAUUCUUCGCAAGUGCGUUAACUACCACCCGCAGCGAACCAUAGAUAAGUCUGAAGUUGUCGCUUCCACUGAUCAUCUCCCGAAUAUGCAGCAGAAGCA